CCUUUCCAUCCGCGUGCCCGUGGGUUGUCCAUCGUGUCUACAUUGAGGGGUUCCAACAAGGAAGAGAAAUGCCGACAAAAAUCAUCUUUGAAACUGAAGAUCAAGCCAUGGAUGACGGCCUGGACACGGUCGCGGAGGCUAAACCCCAAAAGUUUAGCUGAAUGAAGCCCUCUCUGAAACAACAGUGACCUUUGAAACUUCAGACGUCACAUUAAGACCAAAGAGGGGAAGAAGCUAAAAAGCAAGAAGUUGGAGGACCAGGAAGAGCAGGAGGACCCAGACUGUGAACCUCCAGCACCAAAGAAAAAAAAGAAAAAAGACAAGCUGGCUGUGGACCUAGUGAACGACCACAUAGACUUGAACGGCAGCGGUAACGGUGUUGACACACCAAAGAUGAUUCAGAAGAUGGCUGAAGGAGACACAGAGAAAAAAAAUAAGAAGCAAAAGAAAGCAAUGGCAGCGGCUGAAACCAACGGACAUUCCACCCCAAACACCCCCGUCGAGACACCGGUCCAGUCAAGCGAAGAUUCUGCCAGCGACAGCGAAAAAGAAACGAAGGAAACACCAGAACAGAAGGAAGGGGCCUUCUCCAACUUCAGGAUCUCCCAAUUCACCAUUGAUAAACUAAAAGCUCGCGGAGCCACUUACUUGUUUGACAUUCAGAUUAAGACAUUCAAUUCUGUAUAUGAUGGCGAGGACGUCAUUGCCCAAGCCCGAACAGGAACAGGAAAGACUUUCUCAUUUGCUAUCCCUUUGGUGGAGAAGCUCCAGACGAACGCAGGGGCGUUUACCAGAGGCCGGGCUCCCAAGGUCUUGGUGUUAACUCCAACCAGAGAGUUGGCUAUCCAGGUCGCAAAGGACUUCAAAGACAUCACCAGGAAGCUGGCUCUCACCUGCUUCUAUGGAGGCAGCUCAUACAACCCACAGCUUGAUGCUAUCCGUAAUGGUAUCGAUAUUUUGGUCGGUACCCCUGGUCGCAUCAAAGACCACCUCCAGAACAAUAAACUUGACCUCUCUAAACUGGAACAUGUUGUUCUGGAUGAAGUAGACCAAAUGUUGGACAUGGGAUUUGCAGAACAGGUUGAAGAGAUUUUGUCUUCAUCAUAUGAGAAAGACUCUGAAUCCAACCCACAGACUCUUCUGUUUUCGGCCACCUGCCCUCCCUGGGUUUACGAGGUUGCACGAAAAUACAUGAGACCAGGGUGCAAACAUGUAGAUCUGAUCGGCAAGAAAACACAGAAAGCUGCAACAACUGUAGAACAUCUGGCCGUCGCGUGCCACUGGUCACAGCGUGCAGCUGUAAUAGGGGAUGUGAUCCAGGUUUACAGCGGCGGCAACGGCAAGACGAUCGUGUUCUGUGAGACAAAGAAAGAAGUCAACGAACUUUCCAUGAAUGCAUCCAUCAAACAGAGUUCCCAGACCCUCCAUGGUGAUAUUCCUCAGAAACAGAGAGAGAUAACACUGAAGGGCUUCAGGAACGGUGGGUUUGAGGUUCUGGUCGCCACCAACGUUGCAGCACGUGGAUUAGACAUCCCUGAAGUCGACCUGGUGAUCCAGUGUGCUCCACCCAAGGAUGUGGAGUCAUACAUCCAUCGUUCAGGACGUACGGGCCGAGCCGGCAGAUCUGGAGUCUGCAUCUGUUUCUACCAGAGGAAAGAGGAGGACCUGCUGCGCCACGUCGAAUACAAAGCCGGUAUCACAUUCAAACGAGUUGGCGUUCCCACUGCCAGCGAUAUAAUCAAGUCCUCAAGCAAGGAUGCUGUCAGGUUUCUGGACUCUGUUCCAGUUACAGCCAUCGGGCACUUCAGAGCGUCAGCUGAGAAACUGAUUGAGGAGAGAGGAGCAGUCGAUGCUCUCGCUGCUGCCCUGGCACACAUUUCUGGAGCCACAAAUCUUGAGCAGAGGUCACUGCUCAACUCUGAUGCUGGUUUCACCACUGUGCAGAUGGUGUGUUCUCAGGAGAUGCAUAAUCUGGGUUACGCCUGGAAAUCUAUCAAAGAGCAGCUUGGAGAAGAGUUUGAGAGCCACAUUCACAGAAUGACCUUCCUCAAAGGCAAAACGGGAGUUUGUUUUGAUGUCCCAUGUGCCAAAGUCAAGGAGGUUCAGGAUGCCUGGAAGGACGGUCGCCGGUGGCAACUGAGUGUAGCCACAGAGCUCCCAGAGCUGGAGGAGAAGCAGUUCAGUGACCGAGGUGGCGGGAACAGAGGAGGAGGCUUCAGGGGUGGAAGAGGGCGUGGUUUUGGGGGAGGUGGUGGCCGUAGUAAUGGGUUUCGGAGUGGUGGCGGUGGCUUUAGCAACAAAAGAGGAGUACACAAACGCAGCUUCGGUGAAGCUUUUGAUUAUUGAAGCGCCAAUAUGCAGGACCGAUAAGACCGUCACUCAUCUGGGCUGGCAGGGGUUAUUGGCUGAGUGGAAUCAAUGGAUUUCAUUUCCAUCAUCAGCAUUCAGAUAUUCUGCAGCUUCAUAUAGAGCACAUUAAAUGACCAAUAUCCCCCCUCUUUCAAAAUAUGGUGAAAAUUCUAUCGUAUCUGAUAAUUAGAUUAGCAUUUCCUGCUGGUUUAAGAUCAGACUUUCUGUGUGCAGUUCAAAACAAGACCACUGGCAGCCAUUUUGUAAAGAUGGUGUGUGCUUUUUUUGGGUGACAAAUUAGUUGAAACUCGUGAAAAGAAAUUUGUGCAUAAUUCAGUUGCUAUUUUUUUGAAUGGCAUAGGAUCAAAACAAUUGGGUAAAGAGUUUAACAUUAUAUGAUGACUUUUGAAAGUGUCAUUCAUUGAGUUGUAUGUAAAGUGUUACUCUUUUGUUUGUACUGGGUGUUUGGGGAACGGUGGCAGUAAUCAGACUUGAGCCUUUGUCCAAAAUUGAAGGUACCUCAUCCUGACCUAACAACAUGAAACAUCCUACUUGUUGCAUGACACUAGAUAACUGUGUAGCACCAUGAAGCUGCACUGCAGACAGUCAUAUGGUAGGCAAUGUGUUUCUGCUCUGCACCCACAGAGAACAGUGAGGAAGUGAGCGUUAACCUUAAAGGUUGUGCUCAGUGUCGGGUUGCUGCCUUAACUCUUCCCCAAAAUAUAUUGGAUGAUUGCUCUGCAAUUGCCUCUAUUUAAUAACUGUAUCUACUGCUUACAUUCAUUUGAAUGACAUUACUUGUUCAUUAAAAAAGGUCAACUCAG
Messenger RNA from Cyclopterus lumpus (lumpfish), 3173 nucleotides. RefSeq names its product DEAD (Asp-Glu-Ala-Asp) box helicase 21 (gene ddx21). Lineage: Eukaryota; Metazoa; Chordata; Actinopteri; Perciformes; Cyclopteridae. The record is from RefSeq and is a predicted model, not a curated record. The coding region runs from base 394 to 2346 and encodes 650 amino acids. Gene Ontology annotation, molecular function: RNA helicase activity; RNA binding; ATP binding. The transcript is spliced from 17 exons.